Anguilla anguilla (European eel) is the source of this 819-nucleotide messenger RNA. RefSeq names its product progestin and adipoQ receptor family member 4-like. The coding region runs from base 1 to 819 and encodes 272 amino acids. Gene Ontology annotation, cellular component: membrane. The record is from RefSeq and is a predicted model, not a curated record. The transcript is spliced from 3 exons. NCBI's taxonomy places the organism in Eukaryota, Metazoa, Chordata, Actinopteri, Anguilliformes, Anguillidae. Gene Ontology annotation, molecular function: signaling receptor activity.
AUGACAUUUCUAAACGGCCCAAGGCUUUUGGAUUGGGCAAAUUCACCUCCGCAUCUACAGUUCAACAAAUAUGUUCUGACUGGCUACCGACCGGUAUCAUCAGUUCAGGAUUGUAUCAAAAGCUUAUUCUACCUGCACAACGAGUUGGGGAAUAUUUACACGCAUGGAAUUCCCCUGCUCGGUUUCCUGGUGCUGCUCCCCCUGAGUAUCCCCUGGUCUCAGAUCAAUGUCACAUGGCUGGGUGUGGUCCACUUCCUCGCCUGCCUGUCCCCCGAGGUUGGCUCUGUGCUGUAUCACCUCUUCAUGAACCACGAGGGUGGGGCACCAGUCUACCGUACUCUGCUGUCCCUCGAUAUGCUUGGCGUCUGCAUGGUCAACACCUUGGGAGCGCUGCCCAUCGUAUACAUCACACUUCUAUGUUACCCCUCCAUCCGCAACACAGCUCUUCUGGCCUACAUCUUGCUCUCCACCUACGGGGUCUACUGUGCGGUUACCGCCCGGAGCAACGUGCGCCGCCUGCAGUCCUUCGCCUGGCAGGCGCUCUUCCGCUUCCUCCUCUUCAUGCUGCGCUGGAGUGGCGUGGGCACGGGCAGCCCUGCGUCGCUGCGCCACUUCCUCACCAUGGACUUCCUGGCCAUGCUGGGCGGAGUCAUCAACAUUAGCCGCAUCCCCGAGCGCUUCCGCCCGGGGAUCUUUGACUACUGGUGCAACAGCCACCAGAUAAUGCACGUGCUGGUGGUGGUCUCCAUUGUGUUCCUACAUUGGGGCAUGGUGGAAGACCUACUGUGGCUCAACAACUACCAAUGUCUUCCAGAGUGA